GUUGUUCCUCGUUGGUGCUAUGGAAGGCAUGAUGGAUGGGCGGGUUUGGUGGAUAGGUGGCUCGGCGACGAUGCAGAGUUUGGUGCCAAGAGCAUCAAGGGCCGGGCUAACCGUGGAAAAGACGGGACACACGGCCAAGGAAAUAGGAACCACUGGGGCUUCAAGGCCAUGAAGGAGGACAAGUUGAAGAGGCCGCUCUCAGACAUUGAGUCGUGGAAGCUGGCCUGCGAGCGGAGUGAUCGCGAGGAUGGCGAGAACCAGUACUACGGCAAGACCGAGGAGCACCUAGAGUCUUACACUCAGAACUAUCAGAAGUUGCAUCCGGAUGUUCCUGUUCCUGAGGUCGCUCAGUCUCAGAUCGACGACACGGCGGUGGUGGCCAUCCAGGGGAAGUCACAUGGCCGGUAUCUGUGUUUCGAUGGCUUGAUCACUGCUUCGAUCUCGUACACACGGCUUCGGGCUACCAACCCGAGCCAGUUAGAGAGUACGAUGUCGAUGAUGAUAGCCGUGCAUGUGGCCGUGGUGCCAUACUUUUAUGUUCAUGAAUGUUUCAUGUCUUGCACUACUUAUAUGUUCAUGAACUUUCGCCGGUGAUGAUCUUUAGAUGAUGAACUUGACUAUGUUUAAAUGAUGAUGAUGAACUUGAGUAUGUUUAGAUGA
Molecule: messenger RNA, 660 nt
Organism: Aegilops tauschii subsp. strangulata
Lineage: Eukaryota; Viridiplantae; Streptophyta; Magnoliopsida; Poales; Poaceae
Source: RefSeq, a predicted model, not a curated record